CGAAUCCGGCACCAGCCGCUUCCGUACGUCCGCCAACGGCCACGCCGCGCGGUUGGCUUAGCUGGCUGGCUUUGGAGCUCCCGGGGGUUUGGCCGGCCAUGUCCUGCCUCGCCGCGCCGCCGGCGGCCCCGCCCGCGGAGAGGGUGCUCCUGCUCGUACCGGCGGCGCCCUCGCGUGCCCGUUCCCGGGGGAUGCAUUGCGCGGCGCGGGGGGCGGCAGGGGGAGGAGCCCGGUGCGGCCGGCGGCAGCUGGUGCUGCGGCGGUGCUCCCCGGCCGGCGAGUCCAGGGUGGCCGGGGACGGCGCCCCCUCCAGCUUUUGCAUAAUUGAAGGUCCGGAGACAAUCGAGGACUUUGUUAAGAUGCAAUCGCAAGAGAUUCAAGACAACAUCAAGAGCCGCCGCAACAAAAUUUUCCUUCUAAUGGAAGAGGUCAGACGAUUGAGAGUGCAGCAGCGAAUCCGAACUGCUGAAAGCAAAGGUGCCAGCAGUGAAGAAAAUGAGAUGCCUGAGAUUCCAUCAACUAUUCCAUUUAUGCCUCAUGCGUCAGCAAAGACAAUGAAGCAACUCUAUAUGACAUCAUUCUCUGUCAUAUCUGGGAUAAUCAUUUUUGGAGGCUUGAUAGCCCCAGUACUUGAACUGAAAUUAGGGCUUGGUGGUACAUCUUAUGAAGAUUUUAUACGGACCUUGCACUUGCCUCUUCAAUUGAGUCAGGUAGACCCCAUAGUGGCAUCCUUUUCAGGUGGCGCAGUUGGUGUUAUCUCAGCUUUAAUGUUGGUUGAAGUGAGAAACGUCAGGCAACAAGAAAAGAAAAGAUGCACAUAUUGUCAUGGGACUGGAUACUUGCCAUGUGCUCGCUGUUCUGCUAGCGGGAGCGGGAUGUUAUUGAGUACAAAGCCCUUUUCACUAACAGGGAAUAAUAUGUGGUCAACGAAUGAAAGGUGUCAGAAUUGUUCAGGGGCUAGAAAGGUGAUGUGCCCGACAUGCUUGUGCACAGGAAUGGCGAUGGCAAGCGAGCAUGAUCCACGGAUAGAUCCCUUUGAUUAGUGUUGAGCAAAUGGCGAGUAAACCAGUUUUCCUUUGUGUGUUACUCUGUGUUGUGCAAGACUUCAUGUUAUCAGAUCAUAUACAAAUAAAUAAUACAGCACUGGACACUCGUAACUGUGUUAUGUGUUACUUGACCAAUCAAUAUACGGAUCCGAGUUCCUCGAGA
Panicum hallii is the source of this 1209-nucleotide messenger RNA. RefSeq names its product protein ORANGE-LIKE, chloroplastic. Bases 99 to 1043 code for a protein of 314 amino acids. The record is from RefSeq and is a predicted model, not a curated record. Gene Ontology annotation, cellular component: chloroplast membrane. NCBI's taxonomy places the organism in Eukaryota, Viridiplantae, Streptophyta, Magnoliopsida, Poales, Poaceae. The transcript is spliced from 8 exons.